UCGUGACAAUAACAGCUAGACUUCAGUUUUUAUUUUCAGCGGAGUUCCCCAUGGCCGCUGGAGGAUAAGGAAGUCAAGAUGGCGGUCGAAUCUGUGAAGAUAGAAGCGGAUGCAUAUAUGGUCUGUUUAACGCAUGCAUUGACUACUGAAAGAGAAGAAGUCAUGGGCCUGUUAAUUGGAGAGGUAUAUUGUUGUUAUUACGUUACAUUUUUAGGGCUUGCUACCGUAAAAGAAAAACCAAAAAAAGAUAAAAGACUAGGUAUGUUGACAUCCAAAAAGCGACCCAUGAGGGUUAUUGGCUGGUAUCAUUCUCACCCUCACAUCACUGUCUGGCCAUCACAUGUUGACCUUAGGACACAGGCCAUGUACCAGGUGAUGGAUAAAGGGUUUGUAGGACUCAUCUUUUCAUGUUUCAAUACAGACCCCAGCAUGAGCGGUCAACUAAAGGUGUAUUGUUUCCAAUCAGCGAACACAAAGCCCGACGGACUCCCUCCACAGUAUCAGCGAGCAGAUAUUGAGCUGCAGAUAGUUCAUACCGAGGUUUUGUCAGAGGCCACAUUGAACAGCUUGUCAGAAAUGCCACAGAUACUAUCAAAGGAAGAGGAAGAAGCCUAUAGAAAAACUUUAAAUACCACGGACCUCCUAACAGCCGUUCAUAACAGUACAGGUAUAGAUGCUAUAGAAAAAACGACCACCAUUUAUUUUGUAUUUUUUCAGAGCGGUCAACUAAAGGUGUAUUGUUUCCAAUCAGCGAACACAAAGCCCGACGGACUCCCUCCACAGUAUCAGCGAGCAGAUAUUGAGCUGCAGAUAGUUCAUACCGAGGUUUUGUCAGAGGCCACAUUGAACAGCUUGUCAGAAAUGCCACAGAUACUAUCAAAGGAAGAGGAAGAAGCCUAUAGAAAAACUUUAAAUACCACGGACCUCCUAACAGCCGUUCAUAACAGUACAGUGUUUACUAAAGCCCUAUGCCAGCUGAUGGAAGUCAUGUGUGGUCCACUUCUCCAAACCCUGGAAAACAGACUGCAAGUGAAUCUGAAAAGGACAGCUGCGCUAGAAACAGAGAAAGAGACAUUGGAGAAAGAAGUGGCCAAGCUAACAGCUGAAUUACAGGAAUCGACGUGACACACACCCCCUACUGUAUUGUGCAAUACCGUCAUGUUAUUUCUCACUGUAAUGUCGGCACGAAAAGCGCAUUGAAAGACCGAGCAAGUUGCAGCACUAGAACUCGGUAAAGAACAAUCCCCGCGUAUGAAACAAAUACCCAAAAGGUUACACCGAAAGUUGAACGCGCUCUCCCCCUCUCCUGCAUUUAAACAAGUAGCAGUGCUUAUUUUAAUUGAUACAACAAGGCGUUUGCUUAAAUACAGAAUUGAUGUUACACUUAACGUAAAUCUUGAUGCAUUAUACAAAUAGCUUUAACUCGACUAAAAACUCUGAUCGUAGACUAAGAACUGUUAAAACAUAAACAUUGUCAAUAUCCUCUUUAAGCAUACUCCGUCAUGUAAAUCACAGCGUGUAUGUACCGAUUAUAAUCAAAACCAAGUUUUA
Molecule: messenger RNA, 1551 nt
Organism: Orbicella faveolata
Lineage: Eukaryota; Metazoa; Cnidaria; Anthozoa; Scleractinia; Merulinidae
Product: lys-63-specific deubiquitinase BRCC36-like
Biological process (GO): DNA repair; protein K63-linked deubiquitination
Cellular component (GO): BRCA1-A complex; BRISC complex
Molecular function (GO): cysteine-type deubiquitinase activity; protein binding; metallopeptidase activity
Source: RefSeq, a predicted model, not a curated record